GGUUUAACGAGGAAACCUUCCAACUAGUGUCUCUUUGCGUAACUAGCAAUGGACUGUGGCACACUAUCGUCAAGUUGUAAACGCUGUUAAAGACAUUUGUUUGGGCUAACAGCAUUACGCACGGGUUCAAGUUCAGUUCAAGUGACGCACUUAAGUUGUUGCCAUGCCGACUGAAGGGGAUCCCACUGACUUAGUUAAAGUCCUUCACCUGUUGGUGCUCUCCUUCACCUGGGGGAUGCAGGUCUGGGUAUCAUUUAUUGCAGGGUUUGUCCUGGUGUCUCAGGUAACGCGGCACACCUUUGGCCUUGUGCAGAGCAAGUUGUUCCCGGCCUACUUCUUCUGCCUCCUGGGGAGUCACUUUGUUAACCUGGCCAUAUAUGCUGUGUACCACCCCAGAGACAUGCUGGACUGGCACGAGGGAGUGCAGAUGAGCCUCUACUUCGUGGCGUUGAUCAUGGCGGGCCUGAACGCACACUGGUUCGGCCCGGAUGCCACCGUGGCCAUGUUCGAGAUGCGUGGCAUCGAGGAGGAGCACGGCCUGGGCAACGAGGUGGGCAUCAGCGUCAACAAGGAGGGGUACGCCAAGAUCCGCGACAAGGACCCCAAGUACAAGGCGCUCAGGAGCACCUUCUUCCGCUACCACGGCCUCUCCAACCUCUGCAACCUGGUGGGAUUCAUCUGCACCACCACCAACCUCAUCUACCUGGCGCUGCACCUCCACACCAUAUAAGACCAUCACAGAGCUCCCUAACUAACGGCCCGUUCUCACCGUAGACAUACUGUAUAGAAAUACACAUGUCUAGAAGAGAAAUUGUAAAUGUGAACCUGAAUAGCAUUUUUCUAUCUGCUGGGAGCUAAUAGAGCCGCGGCAUAUUUAACAAAAAAUGCACUACAUCUUUCACACUUGUUGGUAAAAUAUAGUCAGACUGACAAAAAGUAUAUUUUUGAAAUGUUAAAAAAAUGUUUCAUCAUUUCAUGCAACACUAUGAUAAUGAGUUCUGCCUUCCUGUCCCCCUCCAUGACAGACUUAAGUAUAGCUACAGGUAUGUCUGAAAUGGCUGUAGAAGAGCCAUGCCCUCGACUGCAAUGUACGUUUCUCACACUCAAAGACCAUUUCUAAAAAUAAUUUGGAGUUUGGAGCACAACCUUUCUUUUCAGCUGUUUGUCUCCGGAGAAGCACAGAGCACUGUUGCCUUAACAUUAGCCACGCACAUCAUUGUUUGAUAGUGUUGGAUGUUGGGAGUUGAUUUUUAAAAACAUAUUUUACAGUUUGCAUUUCCUCAAUCUGUACAACCUUCAUGCCUUACUGCCACCACCAUUGCUUUGGAUUUAGCCUGUGUUCUAUAGCUUUUUCUUUGCAUGUUUAAGAGUGUUUUAAUUUACAGGAGUCACAUGAAACACACUAGACAGAGUAAGUUUUCCACAUAGCGGAAGUGUUUUCUCCAACCGCAGAGGGAUUGCAAUAUCAAACUGAGGGUUGCAAUCAUUUUCUGACAUCUUCCCCUGUAUUGUAAUCCUUGUGCAUUGUAUGGGGAUAGAAAGUCAGAAAAGAAAACUCUCCUCCUCUCACUGUCCAUGUAUGCAGUUAAUGGACAACAUUUUGGUCCUCAAAACAGACCGAAGGUCUAACAUGUCACCUAGUGAAAUGUUUAAGUGUGUCAUGGAAAAUCUGAAGGCGUUCUAUCCAAAAAACUGCGUGGCCUGUUGUCAUCCUCAGUACAUCUGAACAUCUGCACAUUGUGCAAACGCCACUCUUGUCGGACAGAUUAUUUUCUAGUCACACCCUUCAUUUACAACACUUCAUUAAGAAGAUUUCAGUAGACAAAGGAAGAGCAAGCAGAGAACAAGCAGCAGCACUAGUCAUGUUUAAGCACACCCCAAAUAAAUCUUGUGUAAUGAUGUAAGUGUAAAACACCUAUACGCAUAAAUGGUCUUUUCUAAACAUGCACAUUCCAGGAACAGUUUAAUUGUGUCUUGUUACUCAUGAGGGAACAAGCUGGGCUGCAUACCGUCCCUCGUGGCAUUACAUAAAUUACAUUAAAAUUAGAUAUUUUAAAGGUGCACCGUGUAAUAUAUUUUAAUAGUUCAUUUUCAGAAUACAUGCUGCCCAUUCACAAAUGUUACUUUUCAAUCUUUAUCAUCAAAUUCUAAGUAGGCCUAUUCAAUAUGACUUGGAAAAUUGCACUUUUCAUACAUGAAAAGAGGGAUUUACUCCAUGGUCUGCCAUUUUGAAUUUCCAGAAAUAGACAUUUUAAGCUGUGUUUUGGUCAUACUAGUAAAUACUAAUUUAUUACUCAGUAAAUAUUCAUGAACAGAUCAAAUUUGGAACUAGACAGCACAAUUUCAAUUACAAGCAUACAGUAGUUGCAAUACCUGUUCUGGCCACAUCUUACACAGUGCACCUUUAAAAGUGGCUUUUGUUUUACAAUUUUGUACAUAGGUACCGUAUGCAAUUAUACAAAUGUCUGCUAUGAACAGGGAACCCACAAUAGAUCCUCUGUUGUGAAGGUGUUAACUCCUCCAGAGUGACUUAUCAAUGUCAUAAGACCCUUCAUAUUUUUGGAAAAUAAAAUGCAUUUGCAAUAAAUUGUCUGCUGUAAACAGUU
Engraulis encrasicolus (European anchovy) is the source of this 2606-nucleotide messenger RNA. It is a transcript of the gene tmem205, whose product is annotated as transmembrane protein 205. The transcript has 4 exons. The record is from RefSeq and is a predicted model, not a curated record. Bases 164 to 730 code for a protein of 188 amino acids. Lineage: Eukaryota; Metazoa; Chordata; Actinopteri; Clupeiformes; Engraulidae.